AUAAUCGAUUGCUUGUAUCUUGAGAAAUUAUUGACCUAUAUUUUCUAAUUUAUUAAUCCAUAAUCAUAUCACUAAUUGCUAUCUUAAAUUUUGAUUACCGUGACACGUGGAUGCAAAAGAUAGGUAGAAGUGUAGAACUAGUACGCAGCGCGCGCAGGUUAGCACAGCCUCUUGUGUUGUGUUGAUGACUUUUAAAAGAAAGCAGCCACCAGCCAACGGUAGUUCUACCGAAACGUCAACCCAACACGCAAAAGGGAAUCAAUUUGACCUGCUCUCAGUCUCGCUCGCAUCGAAUUCGAUAAGAGUCAGUCGAUCAGUUGUUGCAGAAGGCAUCAUGGGAGUGAGAAUUGGACUUUUAUUUCUUUUGGUCUUGGGAGUUACUUGGACUUGUGAUGCUAGAACAGUGGUGAACUUCAAGCUAAAUAAAGUGGUCUAUGAUAUCUCAGGCAGUCAGAAGCAUGAAAGUGGAAUUGGAGCCUCAGAAGUUUCCCGGACUGACAGAGUGUGCACAUUAUGUGAGGAGUUUACUACUGAGGCGAUUGGUUACCUCUCUGAAAACAAAACCCAGACAGAAGUAUUAGACAUUCUUCACAAAGCAUGCUCACGAGUGCCUUCGUUCAAGGAACAGUGCUUGGUUUUGGUGGACUAUUAUGCUUCUUUGUUCUUCCUAGAAAUUUCCUCUCUGCAGCCAGGAGAUUUAUGUGUGGAGGUCAAUCUAUGUGAGCAAAUUUCACUUAUUUCUUCUAAACUCCAUGAAGAUACAUGUGGAAUAUGCCAACGUGCUGUAUCAGAAGUGUUGAUCAAGUUGGAAGAUCCUGACACACAGCUGGAGAUCGUUGAGCUGCUUUUGAAGGCAUGUAACUCCAUGAACAGCUUCAAGAAGAAGUGUAAGAGGAUGGUGUUCGAGUAUGGGCCGAUUAUCCUUGCCAAUGCAGAGCAGUUUCUUGAAACUACGGAUGUAUGCACCAUGUUGCAUGCCUGCAAACCACACACUGAAACCGCGAAACAAUCCUUACAGUCGGUGAGUGUACCAUUUCUGGCCGAUUCAUAAUUAUGGCAAGAAAGUUGAAAGUGGGGAAUGGAUCUGCUCCUUGUCACCUGUUGUUGUAUAUUAUUCUUCAAGAACAGAUGUUCAUGUAUAAUAAUCAUCAGUUAAACAAAAAGUGAUUGUUUUCUACUCAAUACUCAUGGAAAGCGUAGUGCGAUUAUGGUAUAUUGUUGUACAAUAUAUUGUAAAAUUUCAGUAUUAUUUGGAAUGAUAUGAUUCUGGAACUUUCAUGAUUC
Molecule: messenger RNA, 1284 nt
Organism: Tripterygium wilfordii
Lineage: Eukaryota; Viridiplantae; Streptophyta; Magnoliopsida; Celastrales; Celastraceae
Product: prosaposin-like
Exons: 6
Coding region: 185-1051 (288 amino acids)
Biological process (GO): sphingolipid metabolic process
Cellular component (GO): lysosome
Source: RefSeq, a predicted model, not a curated record